Molecule: messenger RNA, 2461 nt
Organism: Bactrocera oleae (olive fruit fly)
Lineage: Eukaryota; Metazoa; Arthropoda; Insecta; Diptera; Tephritidae
Source: RefSeq, a predicted model, not a curated record
CUCACUGCUUUUUUUAUGAACAGCCGUAAACAGCACUUUUUUGUUUAAAUUAAUAAUGUAAAAAAAAUUAACAACAUUUUGAAUAAUAAAUUGAUUUGUUUUUGUUUAAAAUAAUCACAAAGUUAAAACAAAAUUAAAUUUGUGAACAUUCAUUUACUUUUUGAUAUAUAAAAUUAAGUUUAAAGUUGCAGCUCAUGAGCAAUGCUAUUUUUAUGAACACAGCAUUUCCAUAAUCUCAACUAGCCUUAUCGUCUAAAAAAAGUUGAAAUAUGUAUCCGGUGCUCAAAAUUAUUUGGAGAAAUUCGAUCAAAACUUUUGCCAUACCCUGUUACUCAAUUAACUUAUUAUAGUUUUGAUUAAUUUUGUUAACACUUUUAUUGGUCUCGCCCCAUUCCUCGUAGUUCAUGCAUACAAGAAAUUUCCAAAUUUUCUCGAUAGUAUCGGCUUCAAAGUUUCGGCCACUUUCAGUUGCACUUGCGUAAAUUUUCGCCUACAACAACCAGUCAUUAGAUGGAAGUAUUAACUUUCUGCGCGAUCACCGACUGACCAAUCCACAUUAUCUCUGACAUGAUUCAACAGCUUUUGUCUGCAUCUCUUCGUAAUUAUGUUGAUCUCGCGUGACUAAAGUGGAAUUGAUCAAAUUUAAAUAAGUGUGUGUGGAUGAGUAUAAAUCAUAUGUAAAUGUUGAAUUUCGUUGUUUGUUUUGUUUUCGACAGACUUUUUAUGGUUGUUAUUGCUUACAACUCUUGUAAUUGCGCUGCAAAAAAAAAAAACAUUUGUUCAUAAUUGUGAUUUGUUGCCUUUCUUUGAGAGACUUUUGUUGUUGCCAAACACAUUUUUUUUCUUGGAAAUUUCCUUCCUACAACAUUUCUCUCAAUGGUUGAUCAUCUUUUGAAGUUUCGUUUGUUUAUGCCUUUACUUCAUCACAGUUUGAUUUAACGAAAUGCACUUCACAUUCAGAGACAAACCUGUUUCUGCAAAUUAAAAAUCAUAAGCAAAUUACCAAAGCAACGCAGUGGAAAAAAUAUUUCAGAUUUGACUUAUCAUCAGCGGUCGAAGUUGAAUUUUAAUUUCAGCAGCAGCAACAUUUAAGUGCAGACAACGAAAGUGAAACCAUCAUAGAGCGCGAAGUGCCAGUUUAGAAUAAGAGGAAACAUUUGACAAUAUUUCAAAAACAGAAGUUACUUCAAGCAAAAUGCAGUUUUUUGAACUGAAAUCAAACUUAAGUUCUCAAUAUUUUCUACUCGUGACACUACUUCUCAUAACGGCAACGCACAACUCCGAUGGAUACGAUUAUCAGCAGACGGCAGCACAACAAAAUAAUGGGUAUAUAUAUGAGCGUCCGCCGUUCUCGCCACCUGUUACCCUACCCCGUAGAGCAGAAGCAUCUGCGCCUGCUGGCACUCAUUUGCCGGUUUUGAGAGCUGUGGUGCGCCCACUAGGAUCUUUGGGAAAAAAUUACGAAGUGAGACUCUCUCAAUCGAAUCAGCCCACUUUACUACACGGGCAACCACCUAAACAAGCAGCUUUUAAUGGACCAUCCCCUUAUUAUACCAACAAUUACCAACCAGUCAACCCCGUUGUUAGAUAUGCGCCGCCAACGAUACCAUCCCACCCCAGGCCAUACCAGCAAGCUUUCCUUGGUGCGACUGAUCAGCGAUACAGCAACAACGCUGCCCCUGUUUUGAACAUACCACAUCAGAAUCCGCUGCAGACACCGCAAUAUUUGCAACCAGCAUCACCUCCCACCUUUUUAACACCAACGCCGCAACAGUCAGAAUCCUUUGCGAAUCACGGUAAUCAGCAGCAGCCACAGUCGGCGGUAGGGUCACUACUUGGCGUUCAACAAAGUAAUAGCGUUGGCUUCAACGGUAAUGUACCUAACUCUCAACUCAGCUCAGCACAGUCCAGCUCCGCCAUCACCACCGACGGCUCCAUCAAUGGCGUACUGGGAAAUUAUAUUUCGCAAUCUGAAGUCGGUCAAUUGGAUCACUACUUCGAGAAGCAAAAUCCAGUGGGUGACACACGAGUCUACACUCGUCUCAUCAACACCUGCUAUCCCGAUGGUCAUUGCGAGCAACAGCAAUUGGGCGAUGCUCAAGCCGAUCAGCGACACCAGCACGUGGUAUUAACGGCACGAGCGCGUGUACAACCGAUCUCGGAUAAGUGUCGCGCCCUGGGCAAAUCAGGCGCUAUGUCGGCGAUAAGUGUUGGAUCCGUUAGCGUAGGCAAUCCUGCGCUAAAUUCGAUAAAGCGUCCGCCAAAUCGCCGCUUCUAUCAAUACACAGAAGCGGUGAUACCGCGCGAUCCAUUCAACUGAAAAACAUAACAACCAAUUUGUGUUAUAUGUGUAUAAUAAGAAAAUAUAUGUAUUGAUGCCAAUUUUGUUUUUGAAAAGGUCGAUCUGCAUGCAUUUAAGUUUUGUUUAUCAUUCAUUUAUUUCAAGUUUAGCCUUAGAGUU